AUGGCAGUCGGCACACCACUUGGACGGGGAGUAUUCGUUCCUAUUCCCACCUUUUUCAAGGAUAAUGAAGACCUCGACUUUGAUGCUCUUGAAAAGCACAUCCAAUAUUUAUCUAACAAGGGCCUUGCUGGCAUUAUCUUUCUCGGUUCAAUGGGCGAGGCCGUCCAUCUUUCUGAUGAAGAACGACGUCAAGUCAUUUCCAAGGGUGCUGAACUCGUGAAGAAAUAUGAUAGUUCUAUCAAGGUGCUUGCAGGUGCCAGCGCUGGUUCAGCGCGUCACACCAUUGAGCUCACCAAGCAAGCUGCUGAUGCAGGUGCUGAAUACGUGCUUGUCUUACCCCCUUCUUAUUAUCGCGGCAAUGUCGAUAGUGAAGCCAUUGAGUCUUUCUUUACCCGUGUUGCUGAUCAAAGUCCCGUGCCUGUCGUGAUUUACAACUAUCCUGGUGUCACACAAGGGGUGGAUAUCACCGUCCAAAGUCUGGCAAAGUUGGCCAAACAUCCAAACAUUGUAGGUGUCAAAGGCACUGAUGGUAAUAUUGGCAAGGUUGGCUAUCUUGGUGCACGUAUCAAGCCUGAAGACAACUUUGCAUUGCUUGCUGGUUCAGCUGACUUUUUCCUUCCUGCAUUGGCAGUGGGUGCAGUGGGUGUGGUACCUGGUCUCGGUAAUGUGGCACCUCGUGCAUGCGUUGAAGUACAGCGAUUAUUUGAAAGUGGCAAACUUGCAGCGGCUACCCAAUUGCAACAACAGCUCGUUGAGCCUGAUGAUGCACUUGCCCGUUGGUAUGGCAACCCUGGUGUCAAGGCUGGAAUGAACCGCGUACUUGGUUGGGGAGGUCUUCCUCGAUGCCCACUUCGUCCACCUUCCGAUGAUCAAAUCGACCGUAUUGUUCAAGCUGUGGAUACUGCUCUCUCCAUUGAGAAAUCACUCGCCUAA
Molecule: messenger RNA, 933 nt
Organism: Lichtheimia ornata
Lineage: Eukaryota; Fungi; Mucoromycota; Mucoromycetes; Mucorales; Lichtheimiaceae
Exons: 2
Coding region: 1-933 (310 amino acids)
Molecular function (GO): 4-hydroxy-tetrahydrodipicolinate synthase activity
Source: RefSeq, a predicted model, not a curated record